GCCACAUUCACAGCACGUUUAACGGGGUUUCUAUAAAAAAUAAACGUGAAAAUUUGCGAAAUCGUGUAAAAAUACCGGGUAAACAACUGACACGUGAUUGAAGCGUGUUCGGUGCUCAUGGAGGGGGUAAAAGUGGCAGCAGCGGUGUCAGUGGAAAAUCGACUCUAGCUGCAAAACAAACGAAUGCGAAAGUGUGUACGAGACUUCAGUCACGUCCGCUAAAAUUUUGUUUAUUACCUCUCGGUCGCGAGGGUUGCUGCAAGGAAAAUGAGAAAAUAAUAAUAAAUGUUUUAUUUCAGUAACACUGCUCGAAGUGUACGAAUUGAGGAGAUAACGAAUUUGUUCUGUGAAGUUCACAGUGUGAACGUGCGUUGUAUAAAUACCUAACCGAUAAACAGUGACUGUUAAAUAAAUUGUGUUCAAAUUUCAAUGAUAUGAGUCAAAGGGAUACAGUGAUACAUCUAGUGGCAGGAGGCGUGGCGGGCACGUUCGGCGCCAUCGUCACCUGCCCCCUGGAGGUGGUGAAAACGCGACAGCAGUCGUCGCGCGGCGGCUUCCACGUCCCCGUCACCACGUCGCCAACCGUACCCGGCGACGGCGGCGAGCGCAAGACCACGUGCCGCACGGUGCCGCCGCCCGCGGCGCAGAGGCGUAGGUUGUGGACGAGCACAAAGUACAGCCGGCCUCAAGUUGUUGCGCUUUCAGGUUACGCGCCCCCGUCCCCGAAAGCUGCCGCCCCGCAGGCGCACCUGCCCCCCAACGCGCAGAUGUCCAAUUACACCAUUACUCAGUGCAUCAGGCAUAUUGUCAGAUACGAGGGCCCCAUGGCGUUGUUCAAAGGCCUGAUACCGAAUCUAGUUGGCGUGGCUCCGUCCAGGGCCGUCUAUUUUUGCACGUACUCGCAAGCGAAGCAGUUCUGGAACGGGCUGCUGCCUCCAGAUUCGCCGAUAGUUCACGUUUGCUCCGCAUCGUGCGCGGGGUUCAUGGCGUGCACGCUCACCAAUCCGAUUUGGUUCGUGAAGACGCGCUUGCAGCUCGAUCUCAACAAAGACAGGAAGAUGUCGGCCAUGCAGUGCGUGCAGAGGAUCUACGCCAAAUCGGGAAUCCUAGGCUUCUAUAAAGGCAUAACCGCCUCGUACAUGGGCAUUUCGGAAACGAUAGUCCACUUUGUCAUCUACGAGGCCAUUAAAGCCGAACUGAUGGCAAAUCGCUCUCAGGAUCGCGACGAACGUUCCAGCAAAGACUUUUUGGAGUUUAUGCUCGCAGGGGCCAUCUCGAAAACGGUAGCCUCCUGCAUAGCGUACCCUCACGAGGUGGCCCGCACCAGGCUACGGGAGGAGGGCUCCAAGUACACAGGAUUUUGGCAGACGCUAGCGCUUGUUUUUAAAGAGGAAGGCGUCAAAGGCGUGUACAGGGGGUUAACGACUCAGCUGGUCAGGCAGAUUCCCAACACUGCCAUCAUGAUGUCGACCUACGAAGCUGUAGUGUACAUUUUAACCACCAGAUUCAAUACAGAGUUCUACAGCAAAGAAGAGCAUUGAGUUUGUUAGCGCGUUGUUGAGUCUUUUUAUAGAGGGUUUAGAUGAUUUUAUUAAAGCGGUUGAAAGACGUGUUUUCAGUUGGUUAGUUCUUGGUCUACGAGAUGCAAAUUUGAUUGAUAAAAUGGCGCCAAAUUUUUGACAUGCGCGCAUGCGGAAUUGUAUGCGUAUGUUAUAUUAAAGUUACAGGAUGGGGAUGCUAAAAUUAAUGCGGAAGUUCCGUAACAUUCUUAAUGCGGAAGUGCCGCGGUUGCGAACAUCUGCAACAUUGCUAAUUUUUGUCUUGUUACAAUUUACGAUAUUAUCAACAGAAAUAUAUAUGCGGAAGUUCCGCAACAUACCGUGAUGCUUAUUUAGGUUGAUGCAGAUGCUAAAAUAUUACAAUUUCCGAACUUAUCAACAUAAAUAUAUGUACAGGGUUGAAAAUAAUCGAAAAACCACCUAUAUAUUUCCUAGUUGCAAAGUUUUAAACCCUAUAUAUUACCAUAUAAAAAAUACAUCAAAUAAAAUUUAAAGCAGUUUUUAGCCAAAAUAUAAACAAUUGACAUACUAUAGCUUUAUAUUUAACAAUUUUUUAAAACCUUCCUAUAAAAGACAUAUAUAUAUAAGGGUCAUUCCAACAAAUAAAUUUUUUUUGCGGUGACACCCGCGGAUUUUUUUAUGAAUAACGUUUGUUUUUUUUUAAUUUGAGGGUCCUUUGUUAAAAUGAAUAUUUUCAUUGGAAAGCUGAGAAAUUAAAAAAAACUACUGUUUGUAUUUUUAUAGAACAUUUACAUAAAAAAAUUAAGUAAGUUAGAAUUUUGAAAAAAUAUGCGGGGCCACCCCAAAAAACUAUUUGGUGGAAUGACCCAUAUAUUUAGUAGUAAAUUAUGAGAAAUGUACAAAGUACAUUUGAUAGUAUAGCUGUUCUUUGCUGAUAAAUAGUUUUUUUUUACUUGUUAAUGUAAAUACAGGGUCAAAUUUUAAACAAAUACUACACCAAAAAUGGUAGAUCUGUUAUGUAUAUUUCGUUAUAAAAAUAUAAGAAACUUAGUUACUUUUAGGUAAUUAUAGUGAGAUUUUUCCUAUUUUUAUGUAAAUACAUAGGUACUACUUAUUUGAUAUACGGUUUUGUAUCAAAUAGAGAUUUAUUUGAACAACUUUCUUUAAAACUAAGCACAAUUAUUAAACUAAAUAAAAUACUUCAGUAUUAUGUGUUAGGUAAACUUUAUUAUUUUUGUAAUAAUUUAAAUUUUUCCACACUUGUUUUUGAUAUUAUUGUGUUAAUUUUAAUGGAAUUGUUCUGGUCAUGAUUGGGUUUAUGAGUCAAUAGAUACGUUUGUACGCACAAAAGGCCCAAAUGUAUUUUUUUUUAAUUAUUAUUAUUAUUAUUAUAUUGAAAAACCUGAGUGUGAUUUAAUUUAGGGAUAUAUUUUGUUAGUUAUUGUAUAUUGCUGUAUAUAGCCUGUUAAUAAAAAC
Brassicogethes aeneus is the source of this 2996-nucleotide messenger RNA. The record is from the annotation of a GenBank genome assembly. Lineage: Eukaryota; Metazoa; Arthropoda; Insecta; Coleoptera; Nitidulidae.